AUGGAAGAACGAAGAUUGCCACCUCAUCUAAGAAGAACUCAAUAGUAAUAGCCAAUCAAUCGAGAACCUGAAAAACCUGUGUAAUAACCUCCAGUGCAGCAAAGAUAAGCAAAUGCAUACUAAUAACCAUAGCAUGAAAAUCCUUAAUAAUAAUAAUAUGCAGGCCAAUAAUAAUACCCAUAAUAAUAGCAAUAUCAACCAUAAUAAAAUUUUCCUGCAUAAUAGACUGAGUAAUAGAGAAAACCAUCAAAAAUUGAUGUUGACCAAAUUCCUAGACCAUACAUAAAAGCAGAAGAAUCUAUUACUUAUUAAUAGUUCUCCACAGCUCCUGCACCUUUGUAUCAUCCUCCAUCUGUUCAUUAAUUUUAUUAAACCUUUGAUGAGGGAAAUUGUGGACCAAGAUAUAUGAGAAGUUCAGUCUAUGCAAUAGGAAAUGAACCAUCCAUUCUAUAAUAAACAGAGAUUCCAUUUGGUAUAGUGGUUCAACCUCUAAUGGAGCCAUCUCUGUUUGAAUAAGAAAUCCCAUAAGUUGAAUUCACGAAUGAGCCAUUGCGUUGCUAGAGAUGUAAAGCCUAUGUCAGUCCUUACUUUUAAUUUUGCGAUGGGGGUAAUAGUUAUGUGUGUAACAUUUGUAAAAUGAAGAAUUAAGUGCCACCUGAUUAUUAUUGUGUUUUGGGUUAGGGAAAUUAAAGAGGAGAUAAAUUUUAAAGAGAUGAAUUACAUAAAGGUUGUUAUGAAAUAAUAGCUCCUACUAGUUAUAUUAAAAAGGAAAUAAAGAAUACCUUAAUACUACUCUGUAUAGAGUUGACACAGAUAUCAGUAGCUAAAGGUGUGUAUUCUUAAGUGAUAUCUUCUCUUCAAUCCAUAUUGGAUACAAUUCCAUAUCCAGAUAAAACAGACAUUGCCUUUAUAACAUUCGAUUCAAAGAUUUAAUUUUACAACAUUCCCUAAACCUUAACUGGGGAACCUCAAAUAAUCGUUGUGAGUGAAAUCGAUGAAGCUAAUGUGCCACUUCCACCUGAGAAGUUAUUCCUAAACAUAGAGAAUGACAGAGAUAAAAUCGACUAUAUGCUAGAGAAACUCAGUAAGUUUGGGGAAACUAUUACUCAAUAGGCAAAUUAACUUGUUUCUGUUGGAACAGUGUUAUCAAAUGCAGUCUAAUUGAUGUAACCCAGAAGUGGACGUAUAUUGUAUUUUGGAUGUUCAGCACCAAGAUAUGGAAUAGGCAAACUACCAUAAAAACCAACUGACACUAAAUUAUUUGGAACUGAUUAAGAGAAGUUGUUUUAUUAACCUAAUGAUCAAGCUUAUGUCAAAUUAGGGUAAUCAUGUCUUAAAAAUCAUAUCUCAGUUGACCUGUUUAUAGCAAAUGACGAGAACUUUGAAUUAGCCACAGUUUCACCUGUGUCAAACAUCACAGGGGGAAGCAUUUAUUUUUACCCGCAUUAUAAUUAAUAAAUUAAUGGAACAGAAUUGCAUUAUGCCUUAUAUAGAAAUCUUACAAGGUCUUAUGCAUAUGAUCUCAUCAUGACUGUUAGAACUUCUCCAGGAAUCAUAUUGUUUGAUUAUUUUACAGGUAGUGGAAAGAUAUCUGUAAGAGAUUUGGAAUUGUCUACUCUAAAUUCAGAUCAAUCCAUUGCAAUUAUGUUGAAGUAAGAGGAAAAGAUAUUGGAUCCUGAAGCUUACAUCUAAUAUGCUUUGUUGUAUACUAAUCAAUAAGGAUAGAGAGUAAUAAGAGUGUUUAAUUUACAAUUAUAAGUUGUUAAUAAGAAUAGUGGAAACAAUGCAUGGCAUAACAUUUUCAAAACUGGGGAUGUCGAUUGCAUAGCCUCUUUAUUAAGCAGAAAGAAUCUACCGAACAUUAUGGUUCAAUAAAUUAGGCAAAUUAGACAAACUCUAUUCGAGUCAGUUGUUAAUAUCUUACAUGCUUAUAGAAAAUAUUGUUCAAGUAAUAGUCCUGCGGGGUAGUUGAUUUUGCCAGAAGCUAUUAAAAUCUUACCUCUAUAUUUAUAAACUUUGGCAAAACGCGAUUUACUCAAAUAUGGAAAUGUUAGGAUAGACAAUAGAAUCUUUGAAAUUCAUUUAGUGUUGACUCAAUCAAUGCAUUUCCUGACUAACUUCUUUUAUCCAAAACUAUUCCCAAUUCAUGAUAUUAAUAAUUAACUUGUGGCUGAUAAAUAUUAUGUUGGUACUCUGACUGAUGACGAAAAGACAGUUUUGCCUCAUAAUAUUGCAACCACAAUUGAUAAAAUUAAACCAGAUGGUAUUUACCUUUUAGAUACAAGCUAAUUUAUAUAUAUUUAUGUAGGAUAGAAUGCAGAUUAGUAAUUAUUAUAGAAUCUUUUUGGAGUGAAUUCUUUUGCAGAACUAAGCUCGAUCGAAUUGUUUACAAAAAUAGAGACUGAUUACAGUACCAAGGUCUAAAAUAUCAUUGAGUCAUUAUAGCAGACCCGAGGUGGAACUUAUGUUCCUGUAAGAGUUGUUCGCUAAAAUUCUCCAUAGGCUUCUUUAGUAUAAUAAAAAUUAGUUGAGGAUGAAUAGCAACUUGAAAAAUCAUAUGCGGAUUAUCUAUGUGAAUUGCAUGGAGCUAUCUAAAAUAAAGGAGGUGUGUGA
This is a messenger RNA of Paramecium tetraurelia, 2613 nucleotides long. RefSeq lists its product as uncharacterized. Gene Ontology annotation, biological process: COPII-coated vesicle cargo loading; endoplasmic reticulum to Golgi vesicle-mediated transport; intracellular protein transport. Lineage: Eukaryota; Ciliophora; Oligohymenophorea; Peniculida; Parameciidae. The record is from RefSeq and is a predicted model, not a curated record. Gene Ontology annotation, molecular function: zinc ion binding; SNARE binding. The transcript is spliced from 5 exons. Gene Ontology annotation, cellular component: endoplasmic reticulum exit site; COPII vesicle coat.